This is a messenger RNA of Syngnathus acus (greater pipefish), 1691 nucleotides long. RefSeq names its product nuclear receptor subfamily 0, group B, member 1 (gene nr0b1). Gene Ontology annotation, cellular component: cytoplasm; nucleus. Gene Ontology annotation, biological process: negative regulation of transcription by RNA polymerase II. Gene Ontology annotation, molecular function: transcription corepressor activity; transcription factor binding. The record is from RefSeq and is a predicted model, not a curated record. NCBI's taxonomy places the organism in Eukaryota, Metazoa, Chordata, Actinopteri, Syngnathiformes, Syngnathidae. The transcript has 2 exons. Bases 148 to 1101 code for a protein of 317 amino acids.
CCAGGAGAAAGUGCAGGCACACGGGAGCUCCCCCCCUACACAGCGCGUCGCCCUUCGCUCGGAGGCUAUCUGGAGCUCCAAAGAAAACAGCCUCUCCUCCGCACUGACCCCCGCCCAGGGACGCGCCGCGCUCUCCAGCCAGCGGUCAUGGCCACGACGCUGGAGGGCUGCCGCUGUCGGGGUGCGAGCCUCCGCGGCAACAGCAGAAGCAACUGCAGUAGCGGCAGCCACAGCCACAGCAGCAACAGCAACAGCAGCAGCAUCCUUUACAGCAUUCUUAAGAGUGACAGAGAGGAACAACAACAACACCAAACGCUACAUAACUUACUCCAAAGCCACAGGACCUCCUCCUCUUCCUCGUCCGCCUCUUCUGUCGCCUCCGGGACGGCGUGGCGACAUCAGGAGCAGCAACAGCAGUGCUCCUGCGGGACAACGCGGCGCCGCGGGCUCCUCCGCUCCCCGCAGGUGACGUGCAAAGCAGCCUCCGCCAUCCUGGUCAAGACGCUGCGAUUCGUCAAGAACGUGCCGUGCUUCAGGGAGCUGCCCGAGGAUGAGCAGGUGGUCCUGAUCCGGAGCGGCUGGGCGCCCCUGUUGGUGCUCGGGUUGGCCCAGGACCGCGUGGACUUUGAGACCACGGAGACUGUGGAGCCGAGCAUGCUGCAGCGGAUUCUCACUGGGGCACCCCAAAGUCAGAGCGAAUCGGCGCCGGUGACUGUGGCCGACCCAAGUCGAGGGGCUGGAGCCGGCGUGUCGUUGGCCGACAUCGAAACCAUUAAAGGCUUCUUGAAGAAGUGCUGGAGUGUUGACAUCAGCACCAAGGAGUACGCCUAUCUGAAGGGAGCCGUGCUCUUCAACCCGGAUCUGGAGGGUCUCCGCUGCCUGCCGUACAUCCAGUCGCUGCGGCGCGAGGCCCACCAGGCCCUCAAUGAGCACGUCCGACUGAUCCAUCGCGAGGACGCCACACGCUUCGCCAAACUGCUCAUCGCCCUGUCCAUGCUGAGGUCCAUCAGCCCUUCGGUGGUGGCCCAGCUCUUCUUCAAGCCCAUCAUCGGGAGCGUCAACAUUGAGGAGGUGCUCAUGGAGAUGUUCUACGGGAAAUAAGGACCCCUUGCCCCCUCCACGCACCACUCCCAGGCCUCUACUACAGGUGACCCUCCAUCUGCCCGAUGGACUGAAAGGCUCUUAUUGGACAAGUGAGAAGAACUUACAAAAAAGGCGUGUGUGAAUGCUUUGUUAUGUUAAAAAAAAGCCACUGUAAUUCAUUGCUUAACUUAUUUGUUUUAUAAACUAUUUUUCUAAAAUAAACUCCCUCAAGUGUUGCUCUUCAGCGCUUUUAUUGACACACUUUCCACAGGGUCAGCUGACCUCCGUGCUACAUGAACAUGCAGAUAAACGGCUGACAAAACUCACACGGUUACCUUCAGCGAAUUUGGGCCAGACAGAUUUGGGCCAGCAGCUUGUUUACGUUUUGAUAAAGCUCCAAUGUGACAAAUGUAAGCCUGUCUUUGUUUAACUGGAAUAAAUUGUUUCUGAGCCAUAAUAUUAGGGAUACCUCCACAAUGUCAAUCCAACCUAGUAAUUAUUACUUUUGUGAAGACAGAAUUUUCAGAUUUUCAUUUCUUUUAUACCAUUAUAAAGUGCAAGUAUAUCUAAUGAAGUGUCUUGUAAAUAAACCUCCUCUGACACGUUAA